This is a messenger RNA of Candidozyma auris, 1188 nucleotides long. RefSeq lists its product as uncharacterized. The record is from RefSeq and is a predicted model, not a curated record. The coding region runs from base 1 to 1188 and encodes 395 amino acids. Gene Ontology annotation, biological process: sphingosine biosynthetic process. NCBI's taxonomy places the organism in Eukaryota, Fungi, Ascomycota, Pichiomycetes, Serinales, Metschnikowiaceae. Gene Ontology annotation, cellular component: membrane; cytoplasm; intracellular membrane-bounded organelle. The transcript has a single exon.
AUGAGACCUCUUUUUUACGAGAAAAAUAGUCAAAUUGCCGUGUCAGUGGCUGAAACUGAUGGCGUCUGGACUUUAAGUACGAGUAAGACUAUAUCACCUGAGCAAGGAUAUGUGGCGGUUUCCAAGAAUGACUCAUUAAUUGCCAAUAGAGAAGUUUACGUGGUGGACUCCAUCAAGGCAGGAAAGGGACAAGGAAACUCAGAUGAUAGCAUCUAUGCCAGAAUUCUCAAGCCGAUUUUCGAAGAUUUAAUCCACAUCAAGCAUCAUUAUGUUGCCACAACAUCUGCAGAGUCAAUUGCAGAGUUCGCUUCAUCUUUGCCUUCCUCACCAGAGCCUAAGUUGGUCAUCAUACUCGGUGGUGAUACUUCCAUUAGCGAGUUUGUCAAUGGGAUUAGCGAGAGUCUCAAUUCAGGACUCAUUGAUUUGGCUGUAAUCCCUACAGGAACCGGAAACGCCUUGGCUCUUUCUCUUGGUAUUGGUGACGUCCAUUCAGCCCUUCAGAGGCUCUUCACAUCAACACUUUCAAAGCCAUUAAAUGUAUACCUGGCAUUACUACCAGAGGGUACUCAGAAAGUAUUUCGUGGAGACUUUGUGGGCAACGCCCCGAAGAAGUAUUAUUUCUUGGUGGUGCUUUCAUGGGCUUUUCAUGCUUCCUUGGUGGCAGAUAGUGACACCGAGGAGCUACGCCAGUACGGAAACGAAAGAUUCAAAAUUGCUGCAGGACAAAACUUGAGUAGGCCACAAAAAUAUGAGGGGACUGUUUUGAUUAAGUCCAAAGAGAAAGUGGUCAAAACAAAUGGUCCCUUUUCCUACCUAAUUGUUACUCCGGUUCAGGAGUUCGAGCCAGGCUUCAGAAUCCUGCCAAGGGGAAACGUAUUUGACCUGUCUCUUUACUUGCUAACAGUAGGAUAUGAACACGAAGAGAGCAUAUCAGGCAAGUAUUUGUUUGACGUCAUGAUGGAAGCCUAUGAUAACGGCAAACAUAUCGACAAUCCCAGGGUCUCAUACAAGGAGGUUACUCUUGAUCAAAAUAUCAUACUAGAAGGGGAGAACUUACUUCCGGCUUACACCAGACGAUUCUGCGUGGAUGGUGCCAUUGUUCUGCUACCUGAAAAUGAGAAGGCUACUAUUCAAAUACAACCUGAGGGAAGUCAGCUCGGAGACUGGAAAUUACAGGUUCUCACCUAA